Bombus huntii is the source of this 7000-nucleotide messenger RNA. RefSeq names its product mucin-6-like. The record is from RefSeq and is a predicted model, not a curated record. Lineage: Eukaryota; Metazoa; Arthropoda; Insecta; Hymenoptera; Apidae. The transcript has 6 exons. The coding region runs from base 4861 to 6891 and encodes 676 amino acids.
AUUUUGGUUCUAAAAAAAUGCUUAAAAAUGAAAAAUUCCUUUCAUCUUUUAAUCUUUCUAUAAAGAUAAAAAUUGGGCAAACAUUUUUCUAUAUUAAUCGAUUUUAUUGUUAACACAAGUGAACGGUACAGUGGGAACAACUUUCACUCCAACUGUAUUUUACACAAUACAGAACCGUAAAUAUCGAUAUAUAAUCUGCGUAUACCAGUGAGCAAUGCAUUUCAAGCCAGAGGAUUUGCAGUACUUUCUCCCAGAUCUCUCUCGAGUAAUCACUUUUGGGACGUACGCCCAGUUUGACAGAAAAAUGAAAAGGAUCAAGCCAAGAGUCGAACAGUUACACUUUAUAACCCUGACUCCCUUUAAUUCACUGGAAUUCACCUUCACAAGAUCGCAAUAAAAAUGAAAAUGAUAUAAAAUCGGUAUAACACAAUGGCCAAUCUGCAGAUCCGAGAUUUCCUUGAUACAUCGACGAUUUAUGGUCUUAGCGAUACGUUAGUUGUCGAUGAUGAACUUACUAUACGCCACAUUGUCAUCCGGUUCGUAGGUGUAAGCAGAUAGGUGUUUCCGAUGGGACGAGUCACACUGACAAUUGCACUACCAGCACUUGCUUAUAUACGAGGACCUUCACCGUCACCGAUUCACGAAGAAAGCACUCUCUUUCCGACUGGCUUACGUUCUCCAAUCUUGUCUCCGCUUCUCCCCUUUUUUCCUUACUCUUCUCGUGGCGUUCCGUGAGUUCGAUGACCGCCGCUACGUCCGGUCUCCCUGGACGAGCAUUACGCUUGAUUUCAAGUGCAAUUGAAAUCGAUCCUCUCCGAAUGCGCAUCCUCCAUCAAUUGAAAUGGAAUUCCUGGUUUCGUAACUGACCUCGUCAAGCAGCUUCUCUCGUUGAUGAUUCAAUACCUUUGUCCAUUAAUUUCUUCUUCGCAUUGAAGAAUAAAUGGCGACGAGUCCAUUGAGAACCACCGUGUUACGCUCUUUCAUCGCAUGUUGGAUACUGUAAUCUUUCUUUCAAAUAAUUACCUGACAACAGUUUCAGCGUGUAAAUUAUACGGUCUUCGGAGCUCGUUAGUAUCGCGUGUGAUACGUACAAUCAUACGUGAUCGAAAGUUUCAUACAAUCUUGCGCUGUGACAUUUUGUUGUGGUCAUUAUAAUUGUUUUAAGAAUCAAAAUUCAAUUAGAAAAUUCAAGUGUAUGUAUACGAUACUUAUUGACUGACAACUACCGUUCACCUUUUCGCUUUAAAAUUAUAUUCGAUCGACUUUCUAGAUCUGUAGAGAAUACUACAAUUCAUUGAAGAGCCAGAAAUGUUAUUAAAUAUGUUUCGUUGCAGAUAUAUAUCCACUGUAUAUAAAUUCCAGAGUAUUAAUCGAUUAAGUAAAUAUAAUUUGAAAACGAUUUCAAUUCGGCUAUCUAAUCUCGCUAUGCAAAAUGUUUUCAAGCGUCGCUAAAUCGUAUAAUCGUCUUUCGGAUUUCCUCUAUGAGUCUUCCGCGGACGAGGAGAUCGUAUUAGGUAGUAGUACUUCCUACGCGGACUCGUAGUGUAAUUUCCUGCUGUAAAAAUGGUGAGAGUAAUCGACAAUUCUGAUAUGUGAACCGCGCGAGGCGAUUCACAGCCGAAGGAGAGAACGGUGAAAGGAUUAUCAAAGACUAAAAGAACGUCCAAAGUAAAAGGACUAAUCUGGAUCAUCUGGUUCUUUCUACGCUCGCGCCACGCUGUAUCUGUUCGCAUGCAUUCGUGCGAGGAAAGGACUUGCUGUCUUUGCUUAUCUAUAAAAUAAAGCGAGGCUACGUUAUACAAGUAACAAGAUACUGCUACAGCAUGUCACAAUCUAUUGAAGAUUGUAUUAAUUGGACCUCCCAUACACAGUUAACUUUUUCUUAUAUGUAAAUUUUUAUUUCUAAAAGAAAUCGAACCUUUUUUUUAACAAACUUCUUUUUCCUUCAUUCAUCGCUUGAAAUAAAGUCUUAUUUGAUAAUUGGAUUAUUCGUAGCAUGGGUGAGUCAUAGUAAGCACAUUAAAAUGUAUAUGCUUCCAAUCUAAAAACAAAAGUGUCGGUACCAGCCGUAUAGUCUUCUGGCAAGGGUAGUAAAAACCGGUUCAGUACAAAAGCAAAAGUAAAAUCAUUAUCCGCUCAGCCCUUUCUCCUCUCACUUUCGAAGAAAACUGGUGAUCUCAUAUCGAAAUCAAGUAUCUAUUGGCUACAUUUCGUGCAGAACAUGUACUAUAUAUCUACCUUUAACACGCAAUUAAAUUCCGCAUCAAUUUUUGAUGUAGUGGGACAUUAAUAAGUAGCAGAGCACAAAAACUAUAUCGUGUGAUUUUUAUUUUGUUCGUCUUUCAGGAGAAAGGCAGAAAGUGGCAAAAGGUGUAAAACGAAAAUAGCCUCUCGAAAGAGCGCCUUGUGAGAGGAGAAGCACUCAUGUCUGACAUAUAAAUCGACUGUAAAAUCGAAUCGAAUCGAAUUUCGUUUUACCUAUCACGAUAUAACUAUUUUCUAUCAAAUUUCUGGUAUUAAAGAAUAAAAUAGAAUAAUUGCUAACAGUGAUAAUUGUCAACUAGGGUGCAUGAACUUAAUACCCAAAGUAUGUCGGAUACGAUAUCGAAUCUCAUACGCUAGAAUGAAAUCACUUGGAAAUUUGAUCCACCGCAAGAACCUACUUCCACUUUGUUGCUCAAAAUGCAAAAUAAAUUAAAGCAGAGUCAGAAAAAUGACAAGAGAGAAGGGGACUUGGUAGUUUUCUGCGGUAGUUGGGUGAAACGCCAAUUGAUACGGAUAGAAGAUAAUCAGGAUAAUUAGAGCGCGAGCUUGAUAGCCUUUCCUUCCGUAAUUCACCGGAGAAGUGAGUUUAUUAUAACCAAUACAUAUAAACGAACAUAUAAUAUACUCUCGUUUAGUAAGUUCGUGUAUUUGCAUCUGCUGCCAAGUUUGCCGGUAAUAUAUCGUAUAUACCUUCACUUUCACUGUAAUUCACUGUGCAAUUCCCUCCUAAAUCAUCUUUAACCUUGAAAAUGUUAUAGUAAAUUUUCACUUAAAAAAGGAAAAGAUUUCUUUACAUAAUUUCGUGAUUUUCAUAAAAACGCUGAUACAGCUUUUAUGGACUUAAGCGAGUGGUUUUCUUUGACUCCUAACUACUAGUUUACCGUUUAGUUUCUCUCCUGCGAAAGAAAUCUACGUACAGGCAACAUUCUUGGUUCUCAGAGGAUACUUUCAAGUUCUAACAACAGAUAGAGCCACCAUGUUAUUAGGCGAGAAACUCAAUUUCUACUGCUACAGUAUUUAUGCACCCAAAGCUUUCAGAGACUUGACGCGCGAAAUUCAAACUUAACAAUAUAUAAACGACAUUUACACAAGAAACUCGUCUUUAGAAAAAGCUGAAAAAAUAAUUCAACAACCCGCAAAAAAAUUUAUUAUACUGCCUUUUAUUGUCUGUGUAAAAAGUAGCCGAAUGUUGUUGGCAUUUCCUAAAAAAAAUUUAAGAAAUUAUAACUAUAGAAAAUAAGUAAAACUAAUUGUCGACUAAAUGUACAAUUAAAUUUCUAACAGAUCAGGAUUUCUUAAUAUGCGCGUCCCACGAGUUGUUCGUUAUGCAAUUAAUGCAAUACCAGUGUUUUUAUAUUAUCCUGUGGAUAAGUCCAGUCCAUUCGUCACAUAUGAACAGGCCUAUUCAGGUAUGGCCACGAUAUUAUAGGUGUGGACAGUGGAAUCCCCGCUUCCCAAGGUUACAAAUCCAUCCAUUAGCCGUUUGAGCUAUAAACAAAAAAGAAGCAAGUCUCUUAGCAAAAGCACAAAAAUAUAAUGAAAGAAUUCAAAAUUACAAUGCAGGCUAAUGUAGGACGAUACAAUUCAUACGCAAUCAGCAAAAUUAACAAGAAAUAAUACACUAAGAUUAUUCGAAUAGUUAAGUGGAACGACAAUUAUUAUGAUUAAAAAAAUGUGUAAAUGAAAAAUAGUGCGAUGGAGAAAAUAAUCAAGAGAGAUGUGUUUUAUUUACAAAGAAAUUUCUAUGAACGUGUCUUUUCAAGGUUAAGAAAUUUUCACUAAUCAAAAUAAAUAAUUGAAUGCAAAUUAACUGCACAGUUAUUUCUAUUACCUCCAGGAACAUUACACACAGAACCAAAUUUUUUUGAACAUAAAAAAUUAAAAAUCUUUACGACACAGUUAGUCCUCUACAAGAUCAGCUUGUGCGAUAAUGGUACGAAAUUUACUCUGCCGUCAGAGUCGUAGAAUUCUGCAUAAAAUCUUUUUUGUUCUCUGGAAAAAAAAGAAUUAUAAGGAUCUUAAUAAUGCGUCUUCUGCAUUUGGAAAGUUAUAAAACAUUGUGAUGUAAGAUACCUGUCAGAUAUGUAUAUUAAAAUACGAAGUUGUCGCGAACUUAACGUUCGAUCAGAGAGAUUAAUACGAAUUAUUUAAAGUUCGUUGACAACGGUCCAUUAAAUCUUACAAAAGUCUGACAUUCGUUAUCCGAAUAUUUUAAAAGCUUCCUCUUCUUUUAACGAAGCUUGAUAAUGGGUGUACACGCGUUCACGAAAUGUCGAUAAGAAAGAAAGAGAAAAAGAUUGAAAAAGUAAAAGGAGAGACCAAAGUUGAGAAAGGAAACGUAUAGAGAUUUGCAUAAAUCAUCCUCCGUUCCUAUGGUGUUCACUUAAAUAUUGAGAGUAAAGACUGUGGGCGCGAAAAGAAGGGGGAGAAGAAGAACACCAACACUGAAACAAAGUUGGAAGUUCUGUUUUCUCUGGUCCGUGUUUCGUGUCACCAACACAGUAGAGGAUUUAUUCAAGAAACAUUUUGUCCACGGCGAUCAUCUCCCUGACGCAGGCCUUCAAGAGAAGUCAAUUAAAAAAUCUAGUUCUUCCAAUGCCAUCGGAUUGCGAAAUAAACUGGAGGGAGCAUCGGCCGAGUAUAAAAGGUCGAAAUAUCUUUGGGAUGAUACUCGACUCCUCAUUCAAACAUCAUACGGCUAACAUGAGGCUCCUGCUCAUCGCUCUGGUAAGGAUCCUCUUUUAUUGUCCCCUUAAAAUACCAUUCAUAGAGAUCUGUAUAAUCAGAUAUGUAUUACGUAAAGUACAUUGUUUAAAUUUUAAUUUGAAAAAUAUGUCAAAAUCAAAAAUAUUUCAGAUUUGCCUGGCGGCUUCUUCAGCUUUGUCGUUGCCGAAGCAAAAGAGGAAUAUCCUACCUGGUGAUCCACGUUAUGGAACCGACCAUCAUCAUCAUCACGAGAACGUAGUAGAAGACGCAAGAUCCCUUGGUGACUCUUACGCUCAGAUACCACAGACCGUCUAUGGACCUCCUGGAUAUCAACCAGGUGUUCCCUUAAACAAUGAGUACUUGUCACCAGUCAGUGAUGUCAACACACAUUCCGCACCGGUACUGUCUUAUGGAGUUCCUGAUACUGUUCAUAUAACUCAAAUAAACUUAAUAGAGGAUAGAAUAAUAGAAAAUUCGAUUAAUACCUACCUGGUACCAGAGGGAACGGUAUCAACCACCACGGUUUCGGUGCCUGUUGAAGGAGUCAAGACAGCGACCGCUAUACCGCCUGCAACUUCUUAUGGAACUCCGGAAAGUAAUGUUAAGAGCACAGUGGGAACUGGAGCCACUUCCCACGUGAAAUCUACAGUCACAAAUGUAAAGAACGGAGUCCAUGAUGUAUCUCCAUCAACUGUGAAUGUUGUUGAACAUGCACCUGUCGUAAAAGAGGUUACACAUUUUACUGGUAGAGUGCAAGCUCCCUCCUCGGUUACAACAACCAUAAGGAAAAAUGUUUUUGGCAACGGUCUGCUAACUGAAACAUUACCCAACACAUACAGCUCUUACGGAGGAGUCGUCCACGUGCCAAGCUAUGACGUUUCUUCCCAUGUUCCUUCCAUUCUUUAUUCGCCAGGAUUCAAUUCCUUUGACACUGUUUCAACUGGAUACAGUAGACUUAAUCCUGUAGCAUCUGAUAAUCAGGGUCUAAAUUUAGAUGUUCCUCUACCUCUUUCAUUUAAACUCCAAGUCAGUAAAAAUGUUCCAAACACCUAUUCUUUUCCACAACCUGCCGAGUUUCCUACAACAUAUCACGUUCCACAUUCGCUUACACACGUUGUGCAUCAUACACAGCCUGUAAACACCUUGUACUCCUCACCUUCCCUCUCCUCCGUGGAAUCGCUUUCUCCAGCACAGCAUGUAUCUUCCGUGGAAACUUUAACACCUCUGCGAUCAGCUCACACUGUGGAUACUUUCACGCCGGUGCAAUCCGUGGAAACCUUGUCACCGGUGCACUUGGUGCAUACCGUAGAAUCCGUGAAGUCGGUGGAAACCACGCCAGUCCAACAUACCGUGCACUCUGUUCAAUCUGUGCCAUCGGUGAAAACCGUGGGAACUCUAACACCAGUUGAACAUACUGUGCAUCCAGUGCAAUCCGUAGAGACGGUAUCAACGGUACGUCCUCUGGAAUCCGUAGAGACCGUGACGUUGCAUCCAUUGAAGUCAGUGGAAAUCGUGUCACCAUCGCAACCAGUAGAAUCUUAUCAUACGGUAGUUAAAACCAAUACACCUGUGGUUCAAAGUCACGUUCAGACACAGAAGGGACCGAUAAGCGAUUUUUUCCAAAAUCUUAACAUCUCGUUGCCCUCGUUUCCCUCGUUUCCCUCGUUGCCCUCGCUGCCCUCUUUCUCUUCGUCCUCUUCCUUAUUCGCCUUUACUAAUUCCCCCGCAAGCUCAACAACCGUAGUCCCAUUAGUGGAAACAUCUACCCCAUCCAGCACCUUUUUGGCUAGCGCUUAUAAUCAGGAAAGUAUCAACGUCGAUACUUCGUUAUUACACAAUGAUAACCUAGUGAAAAGUGUUGCUACAUCGAGUAACGAGUACGUUCAACCCACGGAUGCCAAAGGUGGAUACAUUUAUUAAAAGUACAUUGCAAAUGUUUUCUGUCAUGAAAUAUAACAAAAGCGUUGGAUGAGAUGUCCGUGUCGUACGAAGCAGAGUUAAGUUGUAGUUGAGAGGUCUAACGCGUUGG